AUGAGUGCUGAAUCAAAGGAAGUGCAAGAAGCAAGAGUACCACUUGGUUCAGAUGAAAUGGCAAUGGAGUUGAGUAGUACACCUAUGGAAGUUGAUGAAAGACCGGCGGAAACGAGUGAAAAUAUCAUCGAGGAACAGAGAGAAACAAAAACCGAUACAUCCGUUCAAAAAAGCGGAAAUAUCCGUCCUUUAUCUCGAAUGGAGUUCUUUACGAGAGUUUUGAACUAUAAUAACGAAAAUGAAAAUUUGCCACAUUCUGAAAAUUUACAAGCUGGCACGUCCGCAAGCGAAUCAGCUCCUGCUAUGCCACCUCAGGAACCUAUUGUAUCUUUUUAUCUGGCCCCCAAUUAUCAAUUAAAGAUGACUUUGCACGGUCAUUUCAAAGCUGUUUCUUCUUUAAAAUUUUCAUAUGAUGGUCUCAUGUUGGCAAGUGCGAGCGCUGAUAAAACGGUUAAAAUUUGGAAUACGGCCACGGGUGAUAAUGAAUUAACAAUCAGUGGACAUAAGCUUGGAAUAUCAGAUAUAGCGUGGUCGAUCGAUCCACGUUAUUUAGCUUCUUGCUCAGAUGACAAAACUAUAAAAUUUUGUGACGUAUCGAAUGGGAAAAAUGUCCGUACACUUCGUGGGCAUACCAAUUAUGUCUUUUGUUGCACUUUUCAUCCACAAGGCAACCUUCUAGCUUCUGGAUCUUUCGACGAAACUGUUAAAAUUUGGGAUAUGCGGAACGGUAAUUGUAUAAGAACUAUACCUGCCCAUUCUGAUCCCGUGUCUGCAGUCUCAUUUAAUCGAGAUGGAAUUUUACUCACUUCUUGUAGUUAUGAUGGAUUAAUCCGCGUCUGGGAUGUGCCGACGGGACAAUGUAUUAAGUCUCUUCUUGUCGAUAACGAUAGUCCACCAGUAUCAUUUGUUAAAUUUUCCCCAAAUGGACGAUAUAUUCUCGCUUCGACUCUUAAUAGUACAAUAAAACUUUGGGAUUUUGUCAAAUCAAAAUGUUUGAAGACAUAUAUUGGGCACAAAAAUGAUCAUUAUUGCAUAUUUGCUAAUUUUUCUGUGACUGGUGGAAAAUGGAUUGUAUCCGGUUCAGAAGAUAAUGCAAUGUACAUAUGGAAUUUGCAAACCAAAGAAAUAGUUCAGACAUUGCGAGAACAUAAUGAUGUAACAUUGUGCAGUGACUGUCACCCAACUGAAAAUAUUAUUGCUUCUGGAACGAUGGACAUGAAAAAACAGAACUUCCUUCAGGUUCCAAAUUAUCGUCUAAAAUAUUCUCUACAAGGUCAUAUUCGUACAAUAUCGUCGCUUAAAUUCAAUUCUGAUGGAGCUUUACUUGCCAGUGGUAGUGCUGAUAAAACAAUAAGAAUUUGGAAUACAGCUGAUGGCAAAAUAGAAAAACUGAUUCCCGGACAUCCACUUGGUAUAAAUGAUAUUGCAUGGUCAAUUGAUUCUUCGUAUAUGGUCUCUUGUGCUGAUGAUAAAAAUUUAAAAGUAUGGGAUGUGCAUAAUGCCAGAUGCGUAAGAACAUUAAAAGGACAUACAAAUUAUGUCUUUUGUUGCACAUUCAAUCCACAAGGAUCACUUAUUGCUUCGGGAUCUUGUGAUGAAACGGUUAGAAUAUGGGAUGUUAGAAAUGGUAAUUGCAUACGAACUUUUCCUGCUCAUUCAGAUCCAGUUUGUGCUGUUUCAUUUGACUGUUUUGGUGUUUUGUUAACCUCAGGAGGUUAUGAUGGGCUCAUUCGCAUCUGGGAUAUUCCUGGUGGGCAAUGCGUGAAAACUCUCAAUCCACCUGCAACUUUUGCCACAUUUUCACCAAAUGGGCGAUAUAUACUUGCUGCUGCACAAAAUAGUACUCUUAAAUUAUGGAAUAUCUUCAAAGGUAAAAGUGUGAGAAAAUACAGUGGGCAUAAGAAUGAUCAAUAUUGCCUCUACUCUAGCUUUACAUAUGAUGGAAAGUGGAUUGUUUCCGGAUCAGAAGAUAAUGCCAUUUAUAUAUGGAAUAUUCAUACCAAAGAAAUUGUUCAGAAGUUAGAGGGACAUUCAGAUGUGCCUCUAAGCAGCGCUUGUCAUCCAAAUGAAAAUAUUAUUGCAUCGGGAACGUUAGAACCUGAUAAGACCAUACGUAUUUGGUAUUCUAUUACAUAA
Dracunculus medinensis (Guinea worm) is the source of this 2136-nucleotide messenger RNA. The record is from the annotation of a GenBank genome assembly. NCBI's taxonomy places the organism in Eukaryota, Metazoa, Nematoda, Chromadorea, Rhabditida, Dracunculidae.